Messenger RNA from Synchiropus splendidus (mandarinfish), 7490 nucleotides. It is a transcript of the gene pde1cb, whose product is annotated as phosphodiesterase 1C, calmodulin-dependent b. The record is from RefSeq and is a predicted model, not a curated record. Gene Ontology annotation, biological process: signal transduction. The transcript has 16 exons. Gene Ontology annotation, molecular function: 3',5'-cyclic-nucleotide phosphodiesterase activity. The coding region runs from base 1609 to 3516 and encodes 635 amino acids. Lineage: Eukaryota; Metazoa; Chordata; Actinopteri; Syngnathiformes; Callionymidae.
CCUGAGUCACCCUGGUGGGGUUCAGACUCGACAGAAAUGAGAAGACCUUUGUGUCGCCCCGGCCUUCCAAGAUUGAAUGACCCUUGGUGUCAAUAGAAGUGGCACUUGAGAAAGUUGGAUUUGAAGGAGGAACUAUGCGUCCUGUUCGACACUAUAGUCCAUUCUGUGAAAGCCAGGGUGUAAAGGUGUUCAUUCCAGCCUUGAUGUUUCAUUGCUCACGUGUGUCGAGGGACCUGAUCCAUUUAUGUCACCAAUAUUAGCAACAUCAACGCGCUGUCACAUGAUACUUGAGCCGCAGCAGUAACACUGAACCGCUUGUUCAGCUUGCUUCUCGAUGACCAUGUGUUGUGAGCAUGUGAUGAGUUCAUACAUGAAGUUAAAAUUUGUCUUACUAUCUGGUGAACAAGAGUGUUUGGCAAUGUGUUGUGGCCCGUUGAACAUGAGGCGGAAGAAGGCAUAUGAGGCCUCCAGAGGGGUGAAGGGUGAGGAUGUUCUGUUCUUAUUUUGUGACUUGAAGGUGUCAGUACUGUGGUGUUCAGAAGAAGAAGAUCAGCAAAGUUCUUUUGGAGAGAGCACCCCCAUGGUUUUCCCCAGGAAGAGGUCAUGGUCCUGACGGUUGCUUCUGACCUGGUCAUUGUUCUGAUGUGGGCUGGUGCCCAGUCAGGGAGAUGAAGUGGCGAGGACGUCCAGCAGCAGCUCCCAUCGUUGUCCGAUCAUUGAGUCACCACAUAUGUGAGACUUUUCAUGGUCCAUCUGUGGGUUUUGUGGAAUCUCCUGGGCAGCUUUUGCUGCAGGGAACUUGAGAUCCAUUUGUGUGUUCCACAAUGCUUCGACUCUGAUUGAAUAUGAAACAUCCUCAAUGCUCUCAAUGGAUGAGUGUAAUCUGCGGUUAAGUCAGUGUCAAUGCGCUGUCUGCUGGCUCUUAAUCUGCGCUGACGUGGCUUCUAAUAUGUUGUGCUGCAAGUGUAUUAUCCUCAUUUUCAGAUGAACACAUCACUGAUCCCAGCCGGAGGGGAGACGUUAACCCCUCGUGCCGGGGCCCGGCAGAAACGCUGGAUUUAAUCAGAGCAUAAAAAUGUAAUCCCGCGCCCACCUCAAGGUCUCACCCCGCUUGUCUCCCUGCCUCCUCACCUCCUCUGGUUUCCAGUGGAGCCCAGCGCUGUCCCUCAUGCUCAGCCCUGGCUCCUCCCUCUCUUUCACUGCCUCGGCUCCCUCCCUCUUUGCGUGGAGAGCUCAGCAGUGAACGUUAAUCCAGGAUUGUGCUGCCCUGCCGUCUGCAUCCCGUUGUUGCUGGGAAAGCAUGGCACGGCUCCAGGACCCCUGCGCUCACCCAGGAGAGCAGUGAACCAACCAGAGAGCACGAGAGAGGAGAGCCACACUCGCUUCAGCACUGUUGAGCGGCUCUUCACUGACUUUCAAUCCCGCUGGCAGAAGAAGAAGGGAGAGACGGGAGGAUGUGUCGCAGCUGUGGAUGCCAAUGAGUGAAGAAACCUUAAUCACCUUCUGGGAUCCUCCACGACGCUCUGCCCGCUGCUGCUGCCGCCGCUACUCUCAAGAGGGAUUAAACUUUUUUGUGAUCUCCUUCUGGCACGUCUGAGAAUCUCUGCCAUGGAGUCUCCGACCAAAGAGAUCGAGGAGUUUGAAAGCACAGCUCUGAAGUAUCUCCAGCCGGAGCAGAUAGAGAAGAUCUGGCUCAGGCUCCGAGGACUGCGGAAGUACAAGAAGACGUCGCAAAGAUUACGAUGUCUGGUGAAGCAGCUGGAGAGAGGAGAAGCUUCCCUCGCUGACCUCAAGAAGAACCUGGAGUAUGCAGCAUCUGUGCUGGAAUCAGUUUACAUCGAGGAGACCAGGCGCCUGGUCGACACCGAGGAUGAGCUCAGCGACAUCCAGUCGGAGUCGGUACCGUCGGAGGUCCGGGACUGGCUGGCGUCCACCUUCACUCGCCAGAUGGGCCUCAUGCUGCGACGCAACGAGGAGAAGCCUCGCUUCCGCAGCAUCGUGCACGCCGUUCAGGCGGGGAUCUUCGUGGAGAGGAUGUACAGACGGACCUCCAACAUGGUGGGGCUCAGCUACCCCCCCUCCGUCAUAUCUGUGCUGAAGAACGUGGACAAGUGGUCGUUCGACGUGUUCGCCCUGAACGAGGCCAGCGGGGAGCACGCGCUCAAGUUCAUCUUCUACGAGCUGCUCACCAGAUACGACCUCAUCAGCCGCUUCAAGAUCCCCAUCUCUGCUGUGGUGUCCUUCGUGGAGGCUCUGGAAGUGGGCUACAGCAAACACAAGAAUCCCUACCACAACCUCAUACACGCCGCUGACGUCACCCAGACCGUGCACUACCUGCUGCUCAAGACCGGCAUGGUGCACUGGCUGACUGAGCUGGAGAUCUUUGCCAUGAUCUUCGCGGCGGCCGUGCACGACUACGAGCACACGGGGACGACAAACAACUUCCACAUUCAGACGAGGUCAGACACAGCCAUCCUCUACAACGACCGCUCGGUGCUGGAGAGCCACCACGUGAGCGCCGCCUACCGCCUCCUGCAGGACGACGACGAGAUGAACAUCCUCUACAACCUGUCCAAGGACGACUGGAGGGAGCUUCGGGCGCUGGUGGUGGAGAUGGUGCUGGCGACCGACAUGUCCUGCCACUUCCAGCAAGUCAAGGCCAUGAAGAACUUCCUGCAACAGCCCGAGGGUAGCAUCGACAAGCCCAAAGCUCUGUCUCUGCUGCUGCACACUGCCGACAUCAGCCACCCGGCCAAGAGCUGGGACCUGCACCACCGCUGGACCACCUCGCUGCUGGAGGAGUUCUUCAGACAGGGGGACAAAGAAGCAGAGCUCGGGCUGCCGUUCUCGCCGCUGUGUGACAGGAAAUCCACAAUGGUGGCGCAAUCUCAGAUCGGCUUCAUCGACUUCAUCGUGGUGCCUACCUUCACGGUGCUGACGGACAUGAUGGAACGCAUCGUCACACCGCUCAUCGAGGAAGCCUCCAAUUCCGGCUUCGCCGGCUUCCGUCGCUCGAGCCUGAACAGCAUUAGCUCGGACGAAACCAAGAGACACAGUGUGAAGAGCACGGCCUCCGACAGCUGCUCCUCCGGGCACAGCUCUCUUCUCACGGUGGACAUGAAGAACUUCAAGGCCUUGUGGAACGAAGAAGUUUACCAGAACAAGGAGCGGUGGAAGUCUCAGGCGUCUAAAGAAGCUGAGGAGAGAGCCAAAAGGGAGGCGGAGGAACGAGCCCAGCAGGAGGACUCCAUGGAGUCCAAGGAGGUCCGUGAGGAGUCGAAAGAGCCAGAAGAGGAGGAGAAGCAGGAGGAGCAAGUGGCUGACUCCGAGGACGUCAGCGGGUCAGCUGACAGAAACACAGAAGAAACAGAGCAGGAAGUGCCGCCUGGAACCAGCGCGCUCAGCAGCGCGCCGCUGCAGAACGGAGAGUUGUCUGAAGAAACCGAGUCUCCGGACUGUGCAGAGAACCCGAAGACGGCGCCUGACGGUGAGUGGAAGUUUCUCCUCCGCUCGUAAUUAAGUUGAGACGAGCAGAUGAUAAUGAAGUUGUCAUCCAAGUUCUAUUUCCGGAUCCACCUGCCGCGGAGAAACAAGGACGUCAAAGCAAAUGGAUUCAUGAGAUGCUUGACAGGCUCGUGACAUGUUUGGAUUUGCUCUCCAUAUACAGCAGUCAUCCAAAUGAAGGUCUGACGGGAGUGGUCCUCCGAACAGAUAUAAACGCGUCAGAAGUGGUGUGCCACAGGGGUCGGCCCUCGGCCCGUGUCGUCCGACCUGUCCGCAGCUCGGUCCUCAUUAAUACGACUCAGUCAGGCUUACGUUGAUCCAGCAAAACGAGGUUCCGAUGUGACAGUUGAAUAGAACUAAUGAAUUUGUUUCACAUGAACGUCUGAAGUCUCACGUGAGCAUUAUGUCUGAGCUUCUGUUGACCAACUGCUAUGCAUCCAGCGCUGGCUUUAUUCAAACCGUCGUGACAUUGUACAGACAGGAGACGGCGAAUUCUGGAGAAGGAACGUCGGAAAGGUCACAUUUAUUUGGUGCAUCUACACUGGGAAUCAGCGCGACCUGGUGACUCUGAAGAGCCAUGAGAAGGAAGGGGAGUUUGGAGAAGUUGGGAGGGAGUCUCUGAUGGAUGUGAAGUUCAGCUACUGAGAGCCAAACAGAGGCGAGGUUGGAAGGCAGAUCCACCUCCAGUGAAAAACAGGGCAGAAAAAAAUAAUGCAGCCAGAAUAAAGGACAACAGUGAGCGAUAAUCUCUGUUGGAAAAUAAAAAAGAAACAUAAAACAUAUGGUUAUAACAGUGAUGAGUGCUCUGACAUAUUCCAUCUUUUCUCCCUGAAAACCAGAGGUGAGGAUGGAAUAAGGACGCCGCUCGUCCACUUGGGCGCACGCGGAGGGAAGCGCCUUCAGUUGGACUCUGUCGCCCUCUGCCGGACAACCAAGACACACCACUCCCUCCUCCUUCGCUCGACUUUUCCUUGUGUGUGCAGAACUCUACCCAUGUGCAUUAACACUUUUUCGCGACAUAGAAGAUUAUCUAAAUUUACCUCAGCACAGGUGAGGAUGAAGAGGUGCCUUCGUCGGCUGCUCUGCUUUUAUUUAUCCAGUCUGGGAGGAGAAGAUGGACCGGCACGAGGAGAGCUCCAGUCGAGCUUUUGUUUAGCAGCAAUUCUCCUUAAACAGUCUUCACUUUACUAAGAUAAUCUUCUAUGAUUCCUCGUGCUUUCUUCGCAGUUUUACCUCGGUCGUGGCUCAAGGUGUCGGACGCCCCUGAGGUCCAUGUUGGGCGGCUCCUCUGCUCCUCUUAGCCUCGUCCGGAGUCUGGGUCAAUUCGGACCAACUUGUAGCAGCACAUCCAGAGACCUGAUCCCAGGCUACUGUUUUUCCAGGUCUGACCUCAGAGACUUGUGGCCGGGGGUCGGCCUCCAGAGAGCUCAACAUGGAUCUUCUCCGGGGGCGAGUCCUCCAUCUUUGGCCGCGACCCGAAGCGUCGUGUGUUCCUCACUGCCUGAUGUUGUUGUACAUAGUGAAGAUUUCUACUGCAGGUUUGGACAUAUGUAAGAUACUGACGGCGGAGAAUGUCCACCAAUCACAAGGCUCCCGCGUGGAGGUCUCGUGCUAUAUCUUUUUGUAAGGUCCCCGUUGGUCCUGCAGUGGUCACAUGUCUUUGCUCUGGAUGCCUUCUUCUGUUUCAGCCGUAGCAAAGAUGUCGUCGUCCCAGAAGACCGCGCUCAUGUGUGGUCGGGCUUCUCGGCGGCCGCGUGCUCGUGUUAGCCUGUUAGCUUCCCCGGCGGCCGAGUCUGUCUCUGCUUCUUGGUUCUGAACGUCCGUCGCACCUUUGUGAAUAUUGACUCUGUGCAUAUGUAAAUAGGACGCGCGGCUUCUGCUUUGGGUCUGGGUGUGCCAGGGGAGGAGCGUUCGACAGUAUUACCGUGACCCCCCGCGCUUCUUGCUCCCUCUCCGGACCAGUUAGACGUUUGUCCGGGACUCGUGGUGCCAACGCCAGGCUCGUGAUGACGGGCGUUUUAAAGGGGUCAUAGAACAACACACCUGUAAACGUGUCUGAAGAGAGAGGGGGAAUUAGGAAUGUGGGUUGUGUUUUAUUGUGCCUUUGUCUCUGUGUGUGUUAGUCGGGCCCCACAAGGUAACUGGCUUUCACUUUGGUUCCGAGUCCUGGCUCAGGUGAGCCGUGUGUUUUGGAGGGUUAGGUUUAGAGGGAGAGGCUGGGGAAAGGGUGAUGGCCAGGAGAGGUCCCCACUAGUUAGUUCAACCAAAGUGUGCGUGUGUUUUGCCAGACUUGUGAGUAGCAAGUCUUGACAUUUUGGCCGGUCCUCACAAGGUUUAGAGGGUUAAAACCGCAGUAAAAGUAGUUCAUUCCAACUGGGUUCCAGUCUGGUUCAGAGUCCUGAGACGUCAUGUGUUUAGGAUGGUGAGGUUCAGGGGGAGAGGCUGGGGAACAGACCUGUGUGUGUGUGUGUGUGUGUGUGUGUGUCUGUGUGACUGGAAUCUGGCCUUCCUACUAAAAUAAAAAAAAUCCCUUCAGAGUUUUUAAACACGCCGUUGAGUCACUUCUAUGGCCUCUUUAAAACCAUCACAGCGACUGCAAAUGCUGCGGACUAGAGGAGAAAAUGUGAGAUGAUAUUUUACUAAAUGAAUAGAAGUAUGAUUUUCUCAGCCUUUCUUUUUCUUACAAAGCCACUUUUCUAUGACAAACAAAGGCGUCGCGCAGAGAUGGGUCCGUGCGACUUUCUACCUGAUCUGGCCGGCGGUUGCGAGUCUGCUGGCUUCAGUGUGCCUCUCUCCACGUCUCUCACCUGUAGGAACCUUUGUGAUGUCAAAAGACUCACCCAGCAUCUUCCUCCACCAACACACUUGACUUUCGUGACAGAAACCUUCGUCUCUUUGUGAUGUUGUCGUACUUUAAACUGUAAUUCCGUGCUGCUUAGUGAUUCUUUUCUCCCCGUUUCUAUCAUUUUCUACUCGGUGAUUGUCUUUUUUUUUAAGGUUUUCUUUGCAGGUUAGCUUGACAGGUAGAGCAGCCACAACCCUGACGCCUGGUUCUCGCUACAGAUGAACGUGUUAGGGACCAAAACACUUGUAUAGUCUGCUCAGUCUUCACACGCUGCAGUUGAACCACACACUAGCGAUCACUUCUUGACAUGGUGCAACUAUGAAACUGCUCAUUUGUUGUUUGUAUGUUGCUUUUACUUCCCUGUUUAGUCUGUGUACGCCGAACUGUAACGUGCUGUCAGAUGGAUGUGUGAGUGUUGGUGCGCUGGAAAAUACUUCUGAUCUCUUCACUGUGACCUGCUCCGUUGAGUGUGGACGUGUGGAGUGUGCGUGCGUGCAUGUGAGGCAGGAAGCGAUGCAGUAGAAUGUCACGAUGGUCUCGCCAACAAAGUUCUCAUUUUCACUGACAAGCUAACAAAACAUUGAGAUCAAAUUUUCAUUCCGCCGUCAGGAUCCUGACAUUCGACUGCAUCCGGACUGAAUGGAUGAUGAGGGAAGUGUGUGCGUGCGAGUGCAUGAUCGUGCAUGUGUGUUUGUGCGUGUCACGACUCCAUGCCGGCCGAGCGGCCGUGUGUGCCACCAUGCUAUGUGACUGCACAGGCGAAUCAAUAAAUUUGAACUUAAAGGGCUCAGAUCACGUUUCUGUCUUCUUUCUUCCCAAGUAGGUUCUCAGGCUCCUCUGUGGGUCAAUAGGUCAGCUGGGUUUUGGGUUCAUGCAUCGGAGGAUUUAUUUACUGACCGAUUCAUUUGAAAACGAUAAAAUGACAUGUUUUCGUCUUCACUUGCUGGUCAUUAAACCGUGUCCCCGGAAGUGAUAGUUGGGCUACGAACGCCUCCUCGAGGGCCGCUAAAAGGUUUUUUGUUUUACACGUUUCAGCCGUGAGAUGCUCACGUAUGGUGGCAGUAGUGAGUCACUGAAUUGACUUGACAGCUGCAAAUCUGUGACCAACUAUGGAGAAGUUCUUGAAAGGAAACAAUGAUGA